This is a messenger RNA of Cyclopterus lumpus (lumpfish), 1004 nucleotides long. RefSeq names its product inosine triphosphatase (nucleoside triphosphate pyrophosphatase) (gene itpa). Bases 65 to 688 code for a protein of 207 amino acids. Gene Ontology annotation, biological process: nucleoside triphosphate catabolic process. The record is from RefSeq and is a predicted model, not a curated record. The transcript has 8 exons. NCBI's taxonomy places the organism in Eukaryota, Metazoa, Chordata, Actinopteri, Perciformes, Cyclopteridae. Gene Ontology annotation, cellular component: cytoplasm. Gene Ontology annotation, molecular function: nucleoside triphosphate diphosphatase activity.
UCGCUGAGGCUCUCCGGGAGGUUUUUUUAUUGGCCGUCGCUGAACCGGAAGUGAUUUGGUCAACAUGGCUGCGCCUGCCGGGAGGUCGGUGGUCUUCGUGACUGGAAACGCGAAAAAACUCGAAGAGGUCAUUCAGAUCCUGGGAGACAGGUUUCCAUACAAACUAGUGUCCAAAAAGAUUGACUUGCCCGAAUACCAAGGGGAGCCAGAUGACAUUUCCAUACAGAAGUGUAAGGAGGCUGCACAGCAGAUUGACGGGCCGGUCAUAGUGGAGGACACCUGUCUGUGUUUCAAGGCUCUGGGAGGCCUGCCCGGUCCUUACAUAAAGUGGUUCCUGGAUAAACUCAAGCCAGAAGGCUUGUACAAACUCCUCGCUGGGUUUGAAGAUAAAUCGGCGUGGGCUCUCUGCACCUUUGCUUUCUCUGCUGGGAAAGAUGAACCAGUGCAGCUGUUCAGAGGGAAAACGGAGGGACACAUUGUGGAACCCAGGGGUCCUCGAGACUUUGGAUGGGAUCCCUGUUUCCAGCCAGAGGGAUAUGACAAAACCUACGCCGAACUCCCCAAAGAGGUGAAGAACACCAUCUCUCACCGCUACCGGGCGCUUGCUGCCAUGUCUGAGCACUUCUCACAAACCAACGACGCCUCACCGCAGGGCGAGAAGAAGAAGAAGAAGAACCAGGAGGACUGAGGAGUCAUUUCAGCUUCAGAAUCUGCAGCGAAAUCCACCAAACCUUAAAAAAAUGUGUCGCUCCGGAGGAUUACGAAGACAUGUUUUAUGGUUGGGUCAGAAAACGUACGACAGAUAUGUGAUCACAAUGAAAAUGUGCAGCAUUCUUCUUAUUUUUAAGAAACCUAGUUUUAAAUAAACUCCUUGUUUGGUAAACUUUACUGCGAGUGGAAAGGAAAAAAGUGUGUUUAAUGAGUAAAUAGACAGACGUGAAUAAGGAGAGGAGGAACAUUAAAAAAGGUUAUGCUACAGUAAUAAACAUUUUUCUAACAAUAUA